AUGAUUAAUAAAUCAAAUGAUAUUGAAACUACUUUAUUAUUAGUAAAGAUGGAUUGGGAUAAAAAUGAUCAUAUGUUAGCUAUUCCCGGUGAAUAUGCUCAUGUUGAUAUAUCUGAAUAUAUUUUCAAACCAACAUCAACAUCAUCGGAUAAAGAAGAAACUCAAGUUGAAAAAAUGACAACUAUUGUUCAAAAUUUUUCUAUAUGUCUUUAUAUUCUCGAUGGUCGUUUCGAUCAACUUCAUACACUUUAUAUUGAAUUGGCUAAUAUUGUUCCUCCAUCAAAAGAAAUUGAAAAUCAAAAAAAAAUUCCAAAUCUAAAAUGUUUUGUUUUGUAUUGUAUUUUGAAAACAUCGUAUUACAAUCAAUUAAUUUUACCACUUCUUUAUCGAAUGCCAAAUUUAGAAAAACUUAGUUUAGAUAUCAGAGUCUUUAUUAAUGAAACAUUUAUUGAUGGAAACAAUUUGAAGAAAAAUAUUCUUAAUCGUAUGUCACAAUUAAAACAAUUUACAUUUAAUAUUAGUUCGUCUAUUUUUAUUAAUAAUGAAAUUAAUUUACUAUCGAAUGAAGACAUUCAACAAACAUUCAAUGAUUUUCAAUAUAGUAAAAUAAUAUGUUGUGUUGAUUAUUCUCAAGAGUAUAAACAGGUUCUAUGUCAUAUUUAUUCAUAUCCAUUUUUAAUGCAACAUUACGAAGAUGUAACAAAUAAUUUUCCAGGUGGAUUAUAUCCAUAUGUUCGUCUUAUAUCAUUAUAUGAUGAACGUCCUUUUGAACAUGAUUUUUUUAUUCGAAUAUCUCAAUCAUUUCCAUUUAUGGAAAAAUUAUCUAUCAAUAAUCUUCAUGCACAAAAACAAAAAGAAUCUUAUAAAUUAAUAAAUGAUAAAUCGAAUUUAUCAAUUAUUAAAUAUGAUCAUCUUAUUGAACUUCAAAUAGAUCGAGCUCAUGAUGAUUAUAUUGAAGAAUUUUUAUGUAAUACAAAAACCUAUUUACAAAAUAAUAUUUUUUUUGAUGUCCAUUAUGAAGCAUUAAAAAGAGUAACACAUAAUUUUACAAGAGAUGAUACACGAAUUAAUUCUACCAAAGUAAAUCAACUAUUUUUAUUUGGAAAAGUCGAAUGUUCAAAAUCUUGUCAAGAUUAUUUUCCUUUUGCAGUAAUAAAUUGA
This is a messenger RNA of Rotaria sp. Silwood2, 1161 nucleotides long. The record is from the annotation of a GenBank genome assembly. Lineage: Eukaryota; Metazoa; Rotifera; Eurotatoria; Philodinida; Philodinidae.